GCAGCAGCAGGCUGACUGGCUCUGUGAAGAUGGCGGACUGUAUACGUGUUCCUCUGCUCCUGCUUUUGAUGUGCAUCUUGUCGUUUGUGCAUUCAAUUCGAGGAGAAAACAAUGUUAUUGCCAAACUUGCUGGCAAUCCUGAAAACCUACCAAACCCAGCCGGAGUUCUGGGGCCCGCUGCGGGGAACCCGGGAGCCAUUGAGAAGAACCAGGGCGCUGGGGCCUCGCUAUCGCGGAGGCGCUCUGCCGGCUUGAAGUUGGCUGAGGAGGCGGUGUGCAGGGAGGACCUGACCCGGCUUUGCCCCAAACAUUCCUGGAACAACAACCUGGCGGUACUGGAGUGUCUCCAGGACAGGAAAGAGGAAACAGAAAUUGCUGCUGAAUGCAACCAUCUUCUGUGGAACUACAAGCUGAACCUGACCACUGACCCAAAGUUUGAGUCUGUUGCAGUGGAGGUCUGCAAGACAACCAUUUCUGAGAUAAAAGAAUGUGCAGCAGAGGAGCUGGGGAAAGGUUAUCUAGUGUCCUGUCUUGUGGAUCACCGUGGCAACAUCACUGACUACCAGUGCAACCAGUAUAUCACAAAGAUGACCAGCAUCGUUUUCAGUGACUUCAGGCUCAUCUGCGGCUUCACGGAUAAGUGUCGCGAUGACAUCAAUGCUCUGCACUGCGGUAGCAUCAGCACCGGAGAGAAGGACAUCCACUCACAGGGUGAGGUGAUCGCCUGUCUGGAAAAAGGUUUAGUGCGGGAGGCCGAGGAGCAACCAGGGGCGCAUGCCAUCAAGGACGACUGUAAAAAGGCCAUCAUGAGAGUUGCCGAGCUCUCCUCUGAUGACUUUCACCUCGACCGCUACCUUUACUUUGCCUGCAGAGAAGACCGAGAACGUUUCUGUGAACAUACGUUGGCUGGGGAGGGAAGAGUUUACAAAUGUCUCUUUAAUCACAAGUUUGAGGAAGCCAUGUCUGAGAGGUGUCGUGAGGCGCUGACCACCAGGCAGAAGCUGAUUGCUCAGGACUACAAGGUGAGCUACUCACUUGCUAAAGCUUGCAAGUCAGACCUGAGGAAGUACCGCUGCAGUGUGGACACCAAUAUGCCCAGAGCCCGAGAAGCUCGCCUGUCUUACCUCCUGCUGUGUUUGGAGUCGGCUGUACAUCGAGGUCGUGUGGUCAGUGGUGAGUGUCAGGGUGAAAUGAUGGAUUACAGGCGGAUGCUGAUGGAGGAUUUCUCUCUGAGUCCUGAGAUCGUGCUGCAUUGUCGCAGUGAGAUUGAAGGUCACUGCUCCGGUCUGCACCGCAAAGGGCGAACUCUGCACUGCCUUAUGAGGGUCGGUCGGGGAGACGAGGGAGCCAUUGAGCCCAACUGUCAGAAGGCACUCCAAACACUGAUCCAGGAAGCCGACCCAGGAGCCGACUAUCGCAUUGAUCGGGCGCUUAACGAGGCCUGUGAGUCUGUCAUCCAGACAGCAUGCAAACACAUCCGCAACGGAGACCCUAUGAUCCUGUCAUGUCUGAUGGAACAUCUGUACACUGAGAAGAUGGUGGAAGACUGUGAACAAAGACUGUUGGAGCUGCAGUACUUCAUCGCCAGAGACUGGAAGUUGGAUCCAAUCCUGUAUAAGAAAUGUCAGGGUGAUGCGUCCCGACUCUGCCACACUCACGGCUGGAACGAGACCAGCGAGAUGAUGCCACCUGGUGCCAUUUUCUCCUGCCUGUACCGCCACGCCUAUCGCUCUGUGGAGCAGGGACGGAGGCUCCCCAGUGGGGCGGAUGAAGCAGAGAAGCUUGGUUUGACUCUGUCCCGGGACUGUAAAGUAGAGGUGCAGAGGAUCCUGCAUCAGAGGGCACUGGAUGUGAAGCUGGACCCUGAGCUGCAGAGACGCUGUAUGACUGACCUGGGAAAGUGGUGCAGUGAAAAAACAGAGGCUGGUCAGGAGCUUGAGUGUCUGCAGGACCAUCUGGAGGAUCUGGUGUCUGACUGCAGAGAUGUCGUGGGAAACCUGACAGAGCUGGAGUCAGAGGAUAUUCAGAUUGAGGCGCUGCUGAUGCGAGCAUGUGAACCAGUCAUUCAGGCCUACUGCCAUGAGGUAGCUGAUAAUCAGAUCGACACUGGUGAUCUGAUGGAGUGUUUGGUUCAGAACAAACACCAGAAGGAGAUGAAUGAGAAGUGUGCAGUGGGAGUAACACACUUCCAGCUGAUUCAGAUCAAAGAUUUCCGAUUCUCCUACAAGUUUAAGACGGCCUGCAAGGAAGACGUCCUCAAACUGUGUCCCAACAUCAAGAAGAAGGUGGAUGUUGUGAUUUGCCUCAGCACCACAGUGAGGAACGACACCCUGCAGGAUGCCAAGGACCAGAGAGUGUCCCUCAAAUGUCGUAAGCAGCUGCGGGUGGAAGAAGUAGAGAUGUCAGAGGACAUCCGUCUAGAACCAGAGCUGUACGACUCCUGCAAGCAGGACAUCAACAGGCUGUGUCAGAACGUGGCCUUCGGCAAUGCACAGGUUAUUGAAUGUCUCAAAGAAAACAAGCGUCAGCUGACCCAGCGUUGCCACCAGAGGAUCUUCAAGCUGCAGGAGGUGGAGAUGGUUGAUCCUGAACUGGACUACCAGCUGAUGAGAGUCUGCAAGCACAUGAUCAGGCGGUUCUGCACGGAGUCGGAGGGAAAGAACGUUCUUCAGUGUCUGAAACAGAACAAGAACAGUGAGCUGAUGGAUCCCAAAUGCAAACAGAUGAUCACCAAGAGACAGAUCACCCAGAACACAGACUUCAGGUUGAACCCAGUGCUGAGGAAAGCCUGCAAAGCUGACAUCCCAAAAUUCUGCCAGUCUAUCCUGAACAAGGCAACUGCUGACAGUGAGCUGGAGGGUCAGGUCAUCUCCUGCCUCAAACUCAAAUAUGCAGACCAGCGUUUGUCUCCUGACUGUGAGGAUCAGAUCCGGGUCAUCCUACAAGAGUCAGCCCUUGACUACAGACUGGACCCUCAACUACAGAUCCAUUGCACGCAAGAGAUCUCCAGGCUUUGUCCAGAGGAGGCAGCUGCUCAAGAGCAGACAGGACAGGUAGAGGAGUGUCUAAAGGUCAACCUGCUCAAGAUCAAACAAGAAGGAUGUAAGAAGGAAGUGUUGAACAUGCUGAAAGAGAGUAAGGCAGACAUUUUCGUCGACCCCGUCCUUCACACAGCCUGUGCUCUGGACAUCAAACACCACUGUGCUGCCAUUCCACCUGGCAAAGGCCGUCAAAUGUCGUGUCUGAUGGAGGCGCUGCAGGACAAACGUGUUCGCCUGCAGCCAGAGUGUAAGAAGAGACUUCAGGAUCGCAUCGACAUGUGGAGCUACGCUGCCAAGGUGGCUCCUGCUGAGGGCUUCUCGGACCUGGCCAUGCAGGUGAUGACAUCCCCGUCCAAGAACUACAUCCUGACUGUAAUUGGUGGUGGUGUGGCAGUGCUCUUCCUGAUGGGGCUGCUGUGUGGCAGAUUCACCAAACGAGUCACUCAGGAGCUGAAGGACAGGUAGACUCCGCCCCACUCUGGAGUCAGGACAUGUCCACAAGAGAAACAACGCCCCCUGAAAAGGACCUCUCCAUCAUUUACCCCUACGUACUCUCCCACCUUACCCUCCAAAAGUCCACCGGACAAUCUAAACCACUUUAAUUUUUGUCACCUCAUUUAAUUUGUCCUCCCUCCUUUCACCCUCUCUGACAUCGCUGUUGGGGUGAACACCCACAAUCCCACAGAUGGAAGUGGGCAUGAUCAAUGACUCCCAUGCCCACUGCUGCAUCGUCUUCACCUUUUUUCCCUUUUCUUCCUGAGCUACAGAGCACCGGGGCCUCUUGCAGUUGCACCACAAAGUCACCCGAUGUAGAUGCAGUAUUAUUCUGAUUUUUUUUGUCUUUUUUUUGCCUCCUUCUUUGCUGUGGGUUAGGGGUGCGGAGAGGGAGGGGGUUGUAAAGAUUAGAGGUGAGGAUUUAGGGGCAAGGGGGUGAAUGAAAUUAUACUGAGUGUAAAUGUGUAGAAAAUGGGAUGGAGAAAAUGCUCAUGUAUAGAGCAGUUUAAUGACUCCCAUAUUUUAAUGACAAAAGUGUGUGUGAUGAUAUGAAAGUGUGUGUGUUAGCGAGUGUGUGCGACCCAAACUGUCUUUCUACCACCAUAUUGUUCUUGUUUGUCUUUCUGCAAAAUGUUUUUGAGGGUUGUGUUGCUCUUUUUUGCUGUUAUAUGUUGACUUUAUCGCCAUGGGACUGCCAGGCGGGUGGUGCCAACCAGCCAGCCCUCAAUCGAGCCACAGAUGAAAAGAGGCGAAGGGGAACCACACUACACAUACUCCAGGUCAAAGCUCUUCUUACCAUGGAAAUUAUUUGUGGAUUUUGUUUUUGAUUUUUUUUUUUUUGUUUAAUUUUUGGAAACCGCGUAUGCUGCAACCUCAGCUCGUCUCUAAUGCAGUCUAAUUGACAAUUAGUAUUUUUGCUUCCUACCCAACCUGUGCCAUAAAUGCACUAUGUCCGUCGGCUGCUCGCAGUUUAGCUGCUCUCGCUUUUCUAGCCGUUGGUGGGACAUUUGCUCUACAUCGUGCUCGCCUCCCGGAAACACUGGCUGGUUUCCACCACACCAUGAUCCCAGUCUGAGCAGCCAGACUGGGCAAAGUGGCUUUUUUUUUUUUCCUCCUCUCUGCACAAACUCACAGAGUGGCUAUUGCAAUUGCGCUGGUGGGUAUGGGAAAAACUGAGAGGAAUGCAGGAAAAAAAACAGAAUAAUGAAAUAAAAAAUGAUUCUAGAUUAUUAUAGAGAUGUGAACAUUUUGUGUAAAGAUGAUACUGGAAUCAUUGCACAUUUUUUGUUCUUUUUUAUAUCUAUAAAUAUAUAUAUAUAUAUUGUUUUUUCAUAGCCUUAUUUAUUUGUUUACUAAUGGUCAAAGUUUUUUUUUUUUUUUUUCUAUGAUUUGAAUGUCCUCUGGUUGCCUUUUCUCCAGCAGGAGUACUUCCCUCUGGCAGGGGGAGGAGAGGGAGAGAACAGGCAGCAAAGUCCUCCAGGCAUCAAUCUGCUGUGGCGACUGGCUCAUUUGUCUUAUAGUGCUGUAAACACCUCUUUGCCACUAAGACUGAGUUAGAUUUCUCUGGUGAUACUGGGAGAGCAGCUCAUUCACAGGAUUGUUUGCCUGCUCCCGGUCAGAAAAUUCAUUUAAGUCUGAGUAAAAUAGAGGAGGCUUCCUUGAGGACUCUGUCUUCUGUGAUAGUAAACUAAUUAUAUUUGGACUGUUGGUCAGGUAAGACAAGGUAUUUGAUUACAUUUAUUCCUGAUUUUUCUACAGUUUCUGAAAUUUUACUGACCAAAUAAUGAAUCAAGAAAAAUAUUUGAGAUUUGUAGUUGUAGCCCUAAAUGGAAGUCCGCCAUCAUCACUGCUUUUCCUGCUAGGACGGACGAAAAUGUCUGCUGUGAAAAGAUCCAUUACUGAAUGGAACAGGUAAACUCUUGUUUCCUGUUUCUGGAUCUAGUUUUUCCUCAUGCUGAUCCUGCAGGUCAAUGCCGCAGGAGGAAUGCAAUUGAGGUGAUGAUUUAAUUGUGCGUCACAGCCUCGUUGUCAUCAAGCUUUUUGGACUUUUGGUUUAAUAAAGACAGGAAAAAAAUCCUGCUUAAAAAGUUGUUGCUGCGUCAGAUAAAGCAUUAAGUGAGGAUCUCUCCUCUCCCAGCUCGACCGGAUCAUGUGUACAUGUGUACUAUACCGAGUGAUGACAUACUGUAAACUACGUACCGUGCAGUUAGCCUGUACCGUUUCUGUUUCUUCUAAUUGUUGAAGUUUGGUGUGGUGAGCGCUGCCAUUCCUGCUUGUAAAUGAGACGUUCAGAUUCAUUGAACUGCCUUCACUUUUUUUCCAUCUGACGUUUUUUUUCAAAAGCGUGCCUAAUCACGGUCCUGCCAUGGGAUCCCACUGUACAGAACAUCCCAGAACCCCCUGCAGCCCCAAGCAGAGGAGCACGUGGGCAUAUUAGUGCAUCUGACUGUGUGAUGGAUGAUGUGUGUCUGCGUUUGUGUGUGUUGCCCACAGAUUUCAGACUCCACAGGAAGCUGUGUGAUCUCUGGUCGGUUCCUUGCUGUUGUCUAGAGCAAUGAUGACUGGAACGUUGGAUUUUAAGUUUGUGAUGAUUAAGAUUUUUUUUUUGUAAAACAUUUUUUUUUUCUGUCUGAAUCCAUGGAGUUCCUGAGUGAAUUAUUUUCCUUGUCCACUUUUCUUUUUGGUUUCUUUUUGUGGUUCUGUACAGAUGAAAAUUGGACAGUUUGUUAAUAAUAAUAAAGUCUGCAAGGUUUCUA
Molecule: messenger RNA, 6292 nt
Organism: Amphiprion ocellaris (clown anemonefish)
Lineage: Eukaryota; Metazoa; Chordata; Actinopteri; Pomacentridae
Gene: glg1a
Product: golgi glycoprotein 1a
Exons: 26
Coding region: 30-3506 (1158 amino acids)
Cellular component (GO): Golgi membrane
Molecular function (GO): fibroblast growth factor binding
Source: RefSeq, a predicted model, not a curated record